GCGGCACGGCCGGGGCCGGGGCCGGUGGUCAUGAGCGGCGGGGCCGGGCGGCGGCGGCGGCUGGUGCUACAUGUGGACCUGAACAACACGGUGGUGGUGGCGGACGCGGUGUCGGGGCAGGGCCCGCGAGCCGCCCUUAAUAGCUUCCUCUGCACCGUCACCUGGGGCUGUGCCGGGGCCUCCGGCGAAUGGCAGUGGGCGAGCGACCGGCCCUCCCUGGCUCCUCCCUGCCCCGGCGCCAUCAGCUACUACAACCACCACGGCCGGGACCCGGCCUUCACGGAGCGGGGCCCGGGACGGUGCUUUGGCAGCCUUCACGACCGGCACCUGCAGCUGCUGGAGUGGCCGGGCCGGCCGCAUGACGUCUUCUCGGUGCAGGGAGAACACAGCAAGCGCUACCACCUUAUCCUGCCUGCCUUCUUUCGUCUCCUCGACUCCCUGCACCGGGACGGCAGGACUUUCGCCGUCAUCUUCCGCACCUUCGGCACCGACCUGCCUCGUGCCCUCCGGGCUGUGAGCUGCGCCCUGGCCGGGCAACACCCUCAGUUCCCAGCCCUGCGGGAUGUGGCACUCCCCGUGGACCUCACUCCUGGCCAGAUACGCUGCAGCAAGCGAGAGGUGGUGCUGACAAAGGGAGCAGAGCGGAUGGCCACCCGGGAAAAUAGAAGAAAACUUUAUGACUACUUCAGCUCCUUUGAGGGAAUUGGAGGCUUCCAAGACCACUAUGACUGGUGGGCUAGAAAUCAGUUCUCCUCUCGGGGUGGGAAGCCCCUGUGGAUUGACCCUCAUGAUCCUGACAUUCAUCACAUCUUCAUUGAUGACAACAUCCGUCUGGAUGACGCAGACACCAUCGUUCGUCCCCAGGUGUUUUCGAAGCAGGGCAGCAGCAGCCCCAGGUGUGUUCCCACCUCAGAGCUGUACAACGUGUGCCUAGUGCAAACUGACCUGCUGGAGGCCAUUGCCAAUGAGGACUAUUUCCUGAACUGUGUGAGGAGAUGUGAGGAGAGCUAUGACCAUUACCUGGCCUGCAUGGAGAAGGACACCCUGGACCAGCAAUGGGAUGGACAGUGAUUCCACCUUGUGCAGCUGAGGAACUCUGUACUGGGACACCUUCUGCUUGCUACUGCACACAGCAAACUCCUGGACUGUGCUCCUGCUUCAACCUGUCCCCUCUCCGAUGAGUGAUGUGUAUGCUCAGUCCUACCAGGAGCCUCCAUGCCCAAACACAAGCCUCCUGGGAAGUUGUGUGAUGGAAUCCCUGGAGGAAGUGGCUUUCCUUCGCUUGGUAGUAUGGUGGGGAGCUGCCUGCUUGACUUGACAGCACUGCCUGUUGUGCCAGCUCCUGUGUGCACCUGGAGCUGGCUGUGUUACUCUGCUUGCCAGGCAGGGCUGCAGCAGCAGCACAAGCAGCCACACAGUUUUCAUGCCUCCCUUUCUGCUCCUGCCCCAGUGGCUGGUGUGGAGCUGGGGUGAGCACAGUGUUACUGGUGGGAUGCCUCAGUGCCAUUCACGCCAUGGUGUUCUCCCUGACAGAGCUAGCAAUGUCGUGUCAUUUCUGCCCGAUUUUAAAGC
Molecule: messenger RNA, 1572 nt
Organism: Dryobates pubescens (Downy woodpecker)
Lineage: Eukaryota; Metazoa; Chordata; Aves; Piciformes; Picidae
Exons: 5
Coding region: 31-1071 (346 amino acids)
Source: RefSeq, a predicted model, not a curated record